GUGAGGGAGAGGAGGGUAGGAAAGAGGAGAGCGCGAGAGCUCGGGGGAGAAGGGCGCUCGGCUGUGUUGACACCAGGCGCAGGCUGCCCAGCAUCCAGCCCCGGGAGCCCGGCGGCUCGCGCUCGGCAAGAGGAGAGCGAGGCUGAGCUGGGAUCGGUCCGUCGUGCUGCAGGGAUCCACGUCUGUCCGGGAGCUGCCCAGAGGCGAGAGCGAGCGGAGAAGCUCGGGUGAGCGAGGAGGAGGUGACGCCGGAGGAGCGCACGAGGGAGCACGGAGAGCGGCGGAGACAUGAGGACCUACUGGCUGCACAGCGUCUGGGUGCUGGGCUUUUUCGUGUCUCUCUUCUCGCUGCAAGGUGCCCUGGAAUUACAGACGGCCGCCAGAGUGUUCAGCUUUUACGUGGAUUCUGAGGAUCCGAACUCAGGACUGCCCGUUCGCAGCGUGGAUUUUAACCGAGGCACCGACAACAUCACCGUAAGGCAGGGGGACACGGCCAUCCUCAGAUGCGUUGUAGAAGACAGGAACUCGAAGGUGGCCUGGCUGAACCGCUCUGGCAUCAUCUUUGCUGGACAUGACAAGUGGUCUCUGGACCCCCGGGUUGAGCUGGAGAAGCGCCACUCUCUGGAAUACAGCCUCCGAAUCCAGAAGGUGGAUGUCUAUGAUGAGGGUUCGUACACGUGCUCCGUUCAGACACAGCAUGAGCCCAAGACCUCCCAAGUUUACUUGAUCGUGCAAGUUCCACCAAAGAUCUCCAACAUUUCCUCGGAUGUCACUGUGAACGAGGGCAGCAAUGUGACUCUGGUCUGCAUGGCCAAUGGCCGCCCUGAACCUGUUAUCACCUGGAGACACCUUACACCAACUGGAAGAGAGUUUGAAGGAGAAGAAGAAUAUCUGGAGAUUCUAGGCAUCACCAGGGAGCAGUCAGGCAAAUAUGAGUGCAAAGCUGCCAAUGAGGUCUCCUCAGCGGAUGUCAAGCAAGUCAAGGUCACCGUGAACUACCCCCCCACUAUCACCGAGUCCAAGAGCAACGAAGCCGCCACAGGACGACAAGCUUCGCUCAAAUGCGAGGCCUCCGCGGUGCCCGCUCCUCACUUUGAGUGGUACCGGGAAGACACCAGGAUAAACAGUGCCAAUGGUCUUGAGAUUAAGAGCACGGAGGGCCAGUCCUCCCUGACGGUGACCAACGUCACUGAGGAGCACUAUGGCAACUAUACCUGUGUGGCUGCCAACAAGCUGGGCGUCACCAAUGCCAGCCUAGUCCUUUUCAAGCGUGUUUUACCCACAAUUCCCCACCCCAUUCAAGAAAUUGGCACCACCGUGCACUUCAAGCAAAAAGGACCUGGCUCGGUGAGAGGAAUCAAUGGAUCCAUCAACCUGGCCGUACCACUGUGGCUGCUGGCGGCGUCUCUGCUUUGCCUCCUCAGCAAAUGUUAAUAGAAUAAAAAUUUUAAAAAAAAAAUUACAAAAACACACACAAAAGAAAAAUGCGUCACACAGGAUACAGAAAGAGAGAGAGAGAGAGAGAGAGAGAGAGAGAACUUGCAAGAUGGGGGGAGACCGUUUAUUAUUUCACGAGUUUGUGUGUCUAUAGAUGAAGGGGAAAAUGUGAGAAUGAAGAAAAUACAGCACAUAAAGCUAUGUUAAAGUCCGUCGAUAAAAAUUUGAGUGGAAUUCAGGGUGGGGAAACUUCUACCAGGAUACGUAUUCUAAGCAAAAACGGAUGCUGUGUAAAGACUCCAUCGUGCUAAGGACAUGCAAUGUUGUAUAAAUGAGUCAAGAAGUCCUAGAUGGAUGUUAACUCCCCCCCCAACUCAUGUUACCCCUCCUCCCUUCAUCCAUUUUCAUCUGUGGGGGAAACAAGUAAGGUCUUGCCUUUGGUGUUCACACUUCCACAAUCCUGUAUUCUGUUUUCCGUUUGAGCUGAUGUGUAGCCAUUUGGGGGCUAUCAAAGGAUACCUGUGUUGAGUCUUUAUUAAGCUUCCCUCAACUCCACUAUUUCUCCACCCUUUGAGGUCAUCCUUUCUCUCUCCAGUGUGUUCUAUUCCCCUCAUACCCAUUCCAAAUAUUCCCUUUUUAUUCACCUCAACACCCCACCUUUUCACCCCCAGCACCCCCCCCCCACAGAAUACCAGUCACGCCGCAAAUGCUAGAAAGUGCCAUUUUAAUUUUCUCCACUGUAAGUGUGUGCUCAAGUCUCUCGCUCUCACGUGUUGUACGUGUGUGUGUGUGUGUGUGCGUGUAUGCUCGCGCGUGUGUGCGUUUGUGUCUCUCUCUAAAGCAUGCCAAGGGAAUGGUCCAUGUGUACAUAGACCCAUUGUGCUGUAGAUAGCGUCCUGCAUCGCAACUGUGACAUGCGGCUCUGGAAACUGCUGGGGAGGCAGCGGGGAGGGUGGCAAGCGGCAGAGCCUCUCCCUCCACUCGUGGCUGUCACAUGACACCAGUGUGUAUUCAAGCCACGUCGUGCUUCUUCCAAGGGCAGGACCCCCAUACUCCUCCGCGUCCCAUUCUCAGAACCCAGUCGGGAGUCACUCAGAAUAUCACUGUAAAUGAAAGUGCCUACUAUCAAUGGGGUGAGCAGACAGUGAAACGCGUCAGUGAUAUGGAGGGAGAAAGGGCCUUGGAGGGAAAGAUUUCUGACUCUACUCUCCUUUCAUGAGGGAUUUAUAGAUUUCUCAGCUUUCUUGAGGCCAGAGUUGAGCACCAUGUAUUCAGCAAAAUUCCCAGGAACAGGAGGGUCCCCAAGUGGUCAAUUCCCAAGUUAAGAAUGAUGGAGCCACCUGGAGAUGGAAGCUGUCUUCUUUAGCUUCCUCUCCUCUCUGGUCUUCACGAAACACUGCAUUUACCCCAUCAGUUCUUCUGAGCAGAGAUUGGUUCCUCCUUCAGGCAAAAUACAGUGAAAGUAAGCAAGAUAAGAGAACUAGACAGAUGCCCAAGUCUCUCACCAUAUUCCUCAGAAACUAUCAGUCCUAACACACAGCACUGACCAUAACAGAGCGGACUCACUCUUUGUGUUCCUACAAAGAUCCCCAUCCUAUUGUUCUAGGCUAACACUUUAUCUGGCUGUCUAUGCCACCCCGCUCCUGCUCCACUGAUGACAGUGUAACAUCUCUGUUCACAGCAGCCCAUCAUUAUCUCAGGCUAGGCCACCAGGAAACACGCCAUGUCUCCCUUCCCUCUCUCUAUCCAUAGUUACACCUUCGUAAAUUAUGUUAACACAGAAAAAUGAGCUAAUUCCUUGACCAAAAGGCCUAUGCAACUUAACUGACCCUGUCAGAGCUCAGUAACGUCUCAUCCCCAAAAGGGUUAGCAAGGCCUUGCAAGGGGCCUACCUCUCUGAGUGAAGCUACCUUGGAUAGGAGACCAACCAUUGCUUUACACUACGCAGGCAGCAGAAAUGGUUCCAUUAAGAAAGGGCAGAGAAUUAGUGUUGACGUCAUAAUUGAAUUCAAUCCCACAGAGCCAAACAGAGUAGCUCAUCAAGCUUUUGAACCUUAAAAAUAGCUGCCACAUGACACAAACUGAGGGAUGGAUGGAAGGAAGGAAGGAAGGAAGGAAGGAAGGAAGGAAGGAAGGAAGGAAGGAAGGAAGGAAGGAAGGAAGGAAAGGAAGGAAGGAAGGAAAGAAGGAGGGAAGGAAGAAAGGAAGGAAAAAGAAAGAAGUUACCUGAGUACUUCUUUAGAUUAUUUUUGUUUCCUGAAGGAGUCUAUCAUUUGUGUUACAAGUGUGUCACAUCCUUCCUUUGUGGUUUUGAAGUCUGGACAUGGAGCAGGAAAUAUAUUAGACUUGGGAAUAGGUAAGAGACUUUAUGACAGUAUUUAUGAGCUAGGAUAGUAAUUCUUAUCCACGAAGGUAGCCAGGAAACACACACACACACACACACACACACACACACACACACGAGGAAGGUGAGCCACAUUCUUAGGCAACAUCAGUUUUUUGACAAUCAGGGAUUUCUCUAACAGUUUGGUCUUCUUAUUAUGGAAAUCGAAGAAUCCAUGUCCCCACAUGUGAUUGUUGAUGAGGUAGCCACAUGUUGAGAGGAAACUUUAGUCAAGUGACUGCUAAUUUACGUAGAGGACAGAACACAAAAAUAUGGCUGGGGCUUCUUCCUGGCCACCUAGGAAUAGACGCCCAUGGCAUAGCACAGGCUCCAGUCACACACCUGACAUAGGAAGGGUCUUCACACCAUCAACAGGACAAGAGUCUGGUUUUAUGAGAGGAGCUUGGAUACAUCAGUACCUUUGAUUUUAAUAUAAUGGAUCCUAUAUACAUAAUUAAGCAUGUUUAAAAUGUAUUUGUCUAUAUCUAGCAGGGUUUAAUAAAAAAAAAAAAAAACUUGCUCCUUGCUUCUGUUUCAGUGAAAACAUUGACCCCAGACAUCUCAUAAGCUUGAGGAUAUUGCUAAACCAUGUAGAGAAAGAAGGACAAUAUAGUUUGGAGAAAGAUCAGACACAAAGUAGGGCCAGUGGACCUACAUCAAUAAAAAAAAAAAUAAAAGGAGUCUUGACAUGCUAAUUCUUGGAAUCUAGUUAAUCACAUUGCUGCAAAUCCCUCCAAGAAUCUUGUCUAUUGGUAACCAAAGCACUAAACUGGUUGGAAAUACUGUAUUGAAAGGAAAGGAAUGCAGCAAUGAAUCUGAACCAUUAACACAUUUCAUAUCCUUUGCACACAAUGUGAAAUUCCGCAAUUCAUAAAACACAAUUUUUAGCCUCAGCUUUCAGUUAAGAAACAUAGAAAAUGACCUUGACCCAGGACACAUCCUAAAAAAAAAAAAAAAAAAAAGAGAGAGAGAACUAUUCUAGGUUUCCCAACUGCAGAAUUGUGAUGCUACUUUGAAAUUAUCAGUAGCUUUUGCCUUGCUGAAGGAUUACUGUUAGCAUUGCACCACUGAAAAGCCCUCUCUCCUACAAGAAGUAAGGGUAAUGGAAAAUUAAAUGUGUAUAUAUAUAUUUUUUUGUUAGGAAGGAUGGUCCAAUUCCUUCUUGCCUUCUCUUCCAAAUCAACCAAAAUUUCCCGCCCCUCCCCCCUUUUCCAUGGCCAUUGUUUAAUUUAACUUUCACAGACUACUGGGGCUAUUCAUAGAGACCUUGUAAAAAUACUAGUGAUUUUCAUGCUCUUGGAGGUCAGAAACAAAAGGAUGUUUUGCCUCCAAAGAUGGACUUACCUCCUUUGCACACAGAAACUGAACUCAUCAGCAUGAAGCGGUGUGAUUCUUCCCUACCAGGUGGUCACGUUCUCAUUCGCGGGUUCAUCCCUGAAUUGGCUAUAGUUUGACUCUCAGCGAGUCUCUCUGGAUUUCUCAUUUUGUCCCUUACAGGCUUUGAAUUGUUUGUGGAAAAUAAUAAUAAUUAUUAUUAUAUAUAUACGUCUAUGUAUUUUUUUUAAUCUUGUCUUUUCAAAUGCUAUAUUUACAACAAUGUAUGUACUAUAAGAAACAUUUAGAAUAAUGAUUUAAACUUAAAAGGAAAAGUACUGAAUUUGGUUUCUCAAAAAAAAAAGAGCUAUGCUUCAUUUAGAAAGACAUGGGUCCCUAUUUUGCCAAUUUUGUAAUAAUUUGCUUCAAACAAAUUUUCUUAUAAGACCAUGUGCAGUGGGAAUACCAUGCCCUCAUCUUUUCUUCAUCCUCAUGAACGUUUAGCCUGGAUUAAAUCUUGUUUUUCCUAAAGCACCAGUUUUUAUAACUAUAUAAGUGCAAUAUUACAUCUUACGUUAAAAAAAAAAACCACUGUUUAAAAUUCAGAAGGCAAAUAAUCAUACACUAACUUGGUGAGAUAA
Jaculus jaculus (lesser Egyptian jerboa) is the source of this 5775-nucleotide messenger RNA. It is a transcript of the gene Lsamp, whose product is annotated as limbic system associated membrane protein. The transcript is spliced from 11 exons. Gene Ontology annotation, cellular component: neuron projection. Lineage: Eukaryota; Metazoa; Chordata; Mammalia; Rodentia; Dipodidae. The record is from RefSeq and is a predicted model, not a curated record. Bases 289 to 1434 code for a protein of 381 amino acids.